AUCAUUUUUGGAAUGUGGUGAGGGUUUAAAACAUAAACUUUAACUUCAUAAACACCUGUAAUGUCUUGUAAUGUUUAAAUUAUGUGUAAAAUCAUUUGUUUUCUAAAGUUGCCAGGAAAUUUGACCUUCCGACAAUGGACAUUAAAGUCUUUGAUGAGUCAAGGACUGAGGUUGAUCAGGAAGCUUUUGAAUACUUGAUGAAACAGCCAAAUGUUCCAGUCCUGGAAAUUGUUAUCCCAGAGACAACAUCUGAAGAUUCUUUUAACUCAGGCUCCCUUGCUGAUGCUGAGGCUAGUUCCGGGUCUGAUGACACUUUGAUACUGACACGUAGUCCAAGAGCAUUGAGACGAGGAGAGAAAUAUCGUCUUGCCCAAAUGGUUGAAGACAUCUUAAAAGGAAGUCCAGGAGGGGACAAGAUCAUGAAUGAAUAUGCUCGAACAAAGUGUCUGUCAGAUAGCAGAAGGCGUGACCUGGUGAAGAUAUUGGUUGCUCAUAUGACAAAGGAACAUGGAACAAGCCCGCCUCGGCGUGUGAAGGAAGACUACGCACUGGGCAUCAUCUCCCUCUUCCCCUAUUUGGCUGACCCAAGGAGCAAGCUUGGCUAUGAACAUUAUUACAAUGCAGAAGAUGGAAGUGGCUAUUUGGCAUGGAGGAUUAAAACACUGCAGAAAGAAGCAUCAGAGGGACGAGUUAAGCGUCCACGACUACCGCAAGCAGGUGGGCCAUCUGUUGACAGAGAUCCUUGCCAGGAAGGCAAUUGGUUGAGCGAUGAACGCCAGUGUCAGGAAGCGAUUGCUCUGAUGAAGCACACGGCUGAUGAAUCGGUGGUGAAGGAAAAGAUGAGGUUAACCCUUGUCUAUCGCCAGAGGAUUCUGCGUGACACUGACAAGUCAACUGAUAUUCUCGCCAUUUUUCCAAGAUUUAUGGACAUACCAGGCCUGAUUGAGCAGGAUUUUGCACUUCUCUUUGGUGACUCAACCUCUGCAAAGCUGAUGGAGAAAUGGUCCACCAACAUAAAACCAAAAGUCAUUUCACAGAGCCGUGGCCUGACACAGACUGGGGAGCUCCAAGACCUCAUCCAGAAUGCUGUUGCUACUGAAGUUGAAGAAGGUUGGGACAGUGACAUGUCAUCCAUACUGCUGCUGGUCCACCUUCUACCACCCUCCAAUCCAGGGCGCAAAAGGCCAGGAAGGAUUUCAGCUCAGGAAGCGUGUGAUCGUGUGGUGAAAUUCAUCAAGACUGGUGUCAGCAUAGAGGGCCAUUUGGAGGGCAUCACGCAGAGUCUCCAGCCGUAUCUACUUGCAGUUGGACCAAAGAAAACCAUCUAUGACAUAGAUGUUGAAAUCACUAAAGUCAAUCCAAGAGUGGCUGAGCUCAGAGCACGAAUGCUGCAGUAG
Molecule: messenger RNA, 1397 nt
Organism: Centropristis striata (black sea bass)
Lineage: Eukaryota; Metazoa; Chordata; Actinopteri; Perciformes; Serranidae
Exons: 10
Coding region: 135-1397 (420 amino acids)
Source: RefSeq, a predicted model, not a curated record